UGUGUAUAAAUAUCGACUUCUGCUCGUGGUAACUCAUUCUAAACUCGUUUAGAUACCAUCGAAGAUGAACUCGUUGUUGAUCAUCACUGCUUGUUUGGCCCUGGUCGGAACAGUGUGGGCAAAGGAAGGUUAUCUGGUGGAGAUGAGCACGGGCUGCAAAUACGAAUGCUUUAAAUUGGGAGACAACGAUUAUUGCUUGAGGGAAUGCAAAGCCAGAUACGGAAAAGGUAGUGGCGGCUAUUGCUACGCUUUUGGGUGCUGGUGCACACACUUGUACGAACAAGCAGUGGUUUGGCCCCUUCCUAAAAAAACAUGCAGAGGAAAAUAAUGGCAACGACUUUUUAUUGUCAACCAACAGAAAUAUUGUAACGCUUCUUAAUUUCAAUUAAAUGAAAUAAAAUGUUAUACCUUCAUCUAAAAUAUCUUUAUUAUGCGA
Molecule: messenger RNA, 436 nt
Organism: Centruroides sculpturatus (bark scorpion)
Lineage: Eukaryota; Metazoa; Arthropoda; Arachnida; Scorpiones; Buthidae
Product: toxin Cll2b-like
Exons: 2
Coding region: 65-328 (87 amino acids)
Biological process (GO): defense response
Cellular component (GO): extracellular region
Molecular function (GO): toxin activity; sodium channel inhibitor activity
Source: RefSeq, a predicted model, not a curated record